AUGCCACCCCAAACACCAUCCGAGUCAGAGAUCCUCACAUCGUACCUCCUCCACCCUUCACCCCUCCCGACAAUUUUACCCUAUAAAUCAUUCCUCGCACUUCUGCCGCCCAGUGCGUCCUCGGCACGGCUACACCCGACCGAGCUCAAGCGUCUGUACCGAGAGCUGCAGUUCCAGAGGGACAUAGUCAUUGACGACGUAAGGCGGCGGAUCGACGACGAGUGUCGACGCAGCGUGGAGCUCACGGCGAGGCUGGGGAGGCAGAUCAUGAGGGAAGAGGGGUUAAAGAGGGGCAGGAAGAGGAAAAGGACGGGUGUUGACGACAAUGAGAACGCCGAUGAGGCAGCGGACAGUGAUGUGGAUGACGAGGAAGAGGAGACGCACUUCGACACGGCCCUCCACAACGGACAGCCCCUCGGCAACACCCUGCCCACACCGACCACAAAGCACAACCACUCGACAAAAACGCUCCUCGCCGCAAUGGCCACCGCAGGCGACGACCUCGUAGCCGAGAUUGCAGAUCUGGAGUUCCAAAUCGAUGUGCUGCGCCAGCAGAGUCAGGACACGGUCGGGAACCUGAGUGACCUGCGAUACGGACGGUUUGCCACGGCCGGGGGGAGGAUGAGUGGGGAUAGGGGGGGCAGCAAUACCGCUGCCGACACCAAAGACGAGCUGCUGAACGAGACCGUGGACGAUAUUGCGGGUGCGAUCAGGGAGUUGAGAGACACGUUGGUGAACGCAUUGUCUUGA
Molecule: messenger RNA, 750 nt
Organism: Fonsecaea erecta
Lineage: Eukaryota; Fungi; Ascomycota; Eurotiomycetes; Chaetothyriales; Herpotrichiellaceae
Exons: 1
Coding region: 1-750 (249 amino acids)
Biological process (GO): chromosome segregation
Cellular component (GO): Mis6-Sim4 complex; kinetochore
Source: RefSeq, a predicted model, not a curated record